AUGAUUAAUAUCCUUAUUUGCCCUGUGCCCUGCCCCGCGCCCCGGGGUCUGGGCCCAGCUGGCCCGGGCCCCAGCCCCAGCCCGGCCCCAGCCCGUGGCCCAGCCCCGCCCCCAGCCCGCUCCAGUCCGCCCCACCAGCCCCAGCCUGCCCAGCCCAGCUCAGCCCCACCAGCCUGGCCUCAGCCUGGGCCCCAGCCCUGGCCCCCAGCCCGUGCCUGGCCCUGCCUGGCCCCAGCUGGGCUCCAGCCCAGUGCCCGGCCCCAGCCUGGGCCCCAGGUGCCCGCCAGCCCGCCCUGGCUCAGCCUCCAGCCCUGCCUGGCCCGCCCUGGCCCCCAGCCCGGGGUCAGCCCGGCCUCCAGCCUCCUGGCCCAGCCUGGGCUCAGUCUGCCCCGCCUCCGCCUCAGCCCCUGGGCUCCAGCCUCCCAGCCUCCCCAGCCCUGCUCAGCCUGCCUGCUCCAGCCCGCCCCCAGCCUCAGUCUGGCCUCAGCCUCCUGCCUGCAAAGCCUGCCUCCCGGGGCUCAGCCUGCCUCAGCCUGGCUCAGCCUCCGCUCAGCCUCCGCCUCAGCCUGCCUCAGCCUGGCUCAGCCUGCCUGCGCUCAGCCUGCCCGUGCCUGGCUCAGCCUGGGCUCAGCCCCAGUCUGGCUCAGCCUGGCCUGCUCAGCCUGCCAAACCCGCCCUGCCCUGUGCUCAGCCUGGCCCCAGCCCCGCCCAGUGCCUGGGUCCCCAGCCCAGCCUGCCCCCAGGGCUCCAGCUCAUUCUGCCCACCAGCCCCUGGGCUCAGCCGCCGGCUCAGCCUGGGCUCCAGCCUGGCCCCAGGCCCAGCUCCAGCCCCAGCCCAAAACCUGGGCCAGCUCAGCCCCUGGCCCCAGCCCGGCCCGUGCCUCAGCUCACCAGCCUGGGCUCAGCCCGGCCCCCAGCCCCGCCUCAGCCUGGGCCCGUGCUCCCAGCGCCCGCCUCAGCCACCCAGCCUGGGCCCAGCCCCGGCCCAGCCUGCCCAGCCAGCCCACCAGCCUCCUGCCUGUGCCCGCCCAGCCUGGCUCAGCCUGGGCUCUCAGCCUGGCUCAGCCUGGGCUCAGCCUGGCCUCCAGCCCGCCUCCAGCCUCCGCUCAGCCAGCCCCUGGGGCCAGCCAGCCUGGCCUGCUCCAGCCUGCGCCUCAGCCCGGCCUGUGCCUGGGCUCAGCCUGGGCUCAGCCUGGGCUCAGCCUGCCUGCGCCAGUGCCUGGCUCAGCCUGGCUCAGCCUGCUCAGCCUGCACCAGCCUGCUCAAUGCCUGCCUCAGCCUGGGUCAGCCUGCCUGCCCAGCCCUCAGCCCGUGCCCAGUCCUGGGUCCACCAGCCCGGCCCAGCCCCAGCCCCAGCACUGUGCCUGGCUCUGCCUGGCCCCAGCCCCGGCCCUCAGCCCCACCCAGCCCAGCCCCGGAGCCCGUCAGUCUGCCCCAGUCCUGCCCGGCCCCAGCCCAUUCAGCCUGCUCCCAGCCCGCCCCAGCCUGGGCCCCAGCCUGGCCUGCCCACCAGCCCGGCCUGCUCCAGCCCACCAGCCUGCCCAGCCUGCCUGCCUGGCCCAGCCCUGCCUCAGCCUGGCUCCAGCUCCCUGCUCCGGCCCCAGCCUGGGCCUCAGCCCGCCCAGCCCUGGGCUCAGCCCUCCGCCCUGCUCAGCCCCAGCCUCAGCUCAGCCUGGGCUCCCAGCCCAGGCUCCGCCCCUCAGCCUGCCCUCCAGCCCCGCCUCAGCCCGUGCUCAGCCAGUGCCCCGUCUCAGCUCCGCCUGCGCCCUGGCCUGCCUGCCUGGCUCGCCCUCAGCUCAGUCUCCGCCUCAGCCAAACCUGCGCCCAGCCUCACCAGCCUGCCUCAGCCUGCCUCAGCCCGCCUCAGCCUCAGCUCAGCUCCGCCUCCCGGCCUCGCCCGCUCAGCUGCAUCAGCCAACAGCCUGCCUCCGCCCAAGCCAGCUCAGCUGGCCUCAGCCUGCCUCGCUCAAAAUGCCCUGUUUUUGCUUCAGCUAA
Armigeres subalbatus is the source of this 1995-nucleotide messenger RNA. RefSeq lists its product as uncharacterized. Bases 1 to 1995 code for a protein of 664 amino acids. The record is from RefSeq and is a predicted model, not a curated record. Lineage: Eukaryota; Metazoa; Arthropoda; Insecta; Diptera; Culicidae. The transcript is spliced from 2 exons.